AUGAUUGUGUUCACGCUAAAGUUUUGGGACUUAUUAGUUACUCAAAUGGCCUUAAUAACAAAUGUAACAUUUCUCCAUGUAAAUUGUAAAUUAACUGAAUUUUUAUUUGAGUUUCUGACACCAGUUGGAGAUUGGCUUAACGCAUGUGUAGCUAUUGAACGCGCUGUUACCAUAACAUUUGGUGCUAAUUUCAGUAAAUCGAUAAGUCUGCUGGCAUCAAAAGUGGUUGCCGUCAUUGUUAUCGUUUUUACCAUUACCAUUGCAAUACAUGAUCCAUUGAAUCGACGUCUAAUUGUAGAUGAAGAAGAUCAGCGUACAUGGUGUGUUGUUAGUUAUGUUCACUUACCAUCGUUAAAUAUUUUUAACACGGGACUCAACAUUACACAUUUUAUUCUCCCAUUUGCAAUUAAUUUUAUCUCGGCAUUUAUUAUUAUUCUUACAACUGCACGCAAGCGUUCAAUUGCACGUACACAACAAACAUAUUGUCAACAUCUUCGUAAAGAAUUUCAACAACAUAAACAUCUGAUUAUAAGUCCAUGUAUUUUAGUUUUGCUAGCUUUACCACGACUUAUUAUCUCAUUCUUUUCCGGUUGUAUGAAAUCCGAACGAAAUCCAUGGCUGUAUUUUGCUGGUUAUUUUGUUUCGUUUAUAU
Molecule: messenger RNA, 652 nt
Organism: Didymodactylos carnosus
Lineage: Eukaryota; Metazoa; Rotifera; Eurotatoria; Philodinida; Philodinidae
Source: the annotation of a GenBank genome assembly